AAAAAGAAGAAGACAAUUUGCAAUAACGCUACAGUUACUGGGCAUUCGGUCUCCGUCUCUCUCUCUCUCUCUCUCUCUCCCCCCCAAGAAAAGAAACCCUCCGCUCCUCCGCCUUCCUCUGCCAUCGGUUUCGUCUCCGGGGAGGAAGAAGAGCUUCCCGUCCGCGUUAAUGGAGAUCUCGAACUCUAACUCUAACUCGAACUCGCAGCAUCAGAAGAAGCAGGUCCUCCUCUUCCACUGCAUCGAGUCCGAGGAGCUGGCCCGCAAGGUCGCCGCCCAGUCUGACCUCAUCAACCUCCAAACCAUCAAGUGGAGGAGCUUUGAUGAUGGGUUCCCGAACCUGUUCAUAAACAAUGCGCAAGAUAUCCGAGGCCAGCACGUGGCCUUUCUCGCAUCCUUCAGCUCUCCCUCGGUGAUCUUUGAACAGCUCUCUGUCAUAUACGCGCUGCCUCGGCUCUUCGUUGCUUCCUUUACGUUGGUAUUGCCCUACUUUCCGACGGGGUCUUUUGAGCGGAUGGAAGAAGAAGGAGAUGUGGCUACAGCAUUUACCAUGGCAAGAAUAUUGUCAAACAUUCCAAUCUCACGGGGUGGCCCGACAAGCAUAGUCGUAUAUGAUAUACACGCUUUGCAGGAAAGGUUUUAUUUUGGGGACAAUGUUUUACCUCUUUUCGAGACAGGAAUUCCUCUGUUAAGGCAACGUCUUCGCCAGUUACCUGAUUUUGACAAGGUCAUUGUUGCUUUCCCAGAUGACGGAGCCUGGAAGAGAUUUCACAAGCUCUUGGAUAAUUUCCCAGUGGUUAUUUGCACGAAGGUUCGUGAAGGUGAUAAGCGGAUAGUUAGGCUGAAGGAGGGAAACCCUUCUGGCUGUCAUGUAGUCAUUGUUGAUGAUUUGGUCCAAUCUGGAGGAACCUUAAUCGAGUGUCAGAAAGUGUUGUCGGCUCACGGUGCGGCCAAGGUGAGUGCGUAUGUCACCCACGGCGUAUUCCCUAAACGGUCUUGGGAGCGGUUCAUUCACGAGAAUAACGAUUCCAAUAAGGGGUUCGCCUACUUCUGGAUCACCGAUUCUUGCCCGCUUACCGUCAAGGCCAUUGCAGACAAAGCUCCCUUCGAGAUUCUUAGUCUCGCAGGAUCGCUUGCAGAAGCUUUACAAAUCUGAGUAGGAGUUGUGGAAGGAAUCUCAGCGUUCACAUACAGCAAUUAACACCCUUUUCUUUUUGUAUAAUUAUCCAAGAGAAUAAUUCUUUUAGGGCCUUAUUUUCAUUCUAUUUCCUCUCUCUCUCUCUCUCUCUCUCUCUUUUUGUUCGGUGUCGUUAAGACAAAGCCUGUAUUGAAUGUGACGCUUGGCUGUGUGCGACAAAGGCAUCUCUGCCUAAUCCAUGAAGAGAUUUGCAUUUGUUCUGCCC
This is a messenger RNA of Punica granatum (pomegranate), 1403 nucleotides long. Lineage: Eukaryota; Viridiplantae; Streptophyta; Magnoliopsida; Myrtales; Lythraceae. The record is from RefSeq and is a predicted model, not a curated record.